CUAAAUGAGUGGUACGACUUCAUGAUACAAGUAUAGGAGCAGCAACUAUCACAACACGCUCUAAGACUCGCAUAUCCCCUUGCGGGCCACUUUCCCUGAAUACUGAUCAUGACCUUGUCUACACUUCUUUAGCACAGAUUCUUCCGCUAAUACCACUGAUCUCCAUUUUCACCGCUUAGUGCAAUGGUACCAGCAUCUAUCGUGCCGAACUGCGAUCGACAACAUGGAAAUACACGUGUAGCAUGACCUAGGCCUGAACCCUGAACGUUGAGCCUCUCCUGUCCCUCUCAGCCGAACUACAUCCACAGUCCCCAUAUCCCUACCCCCGUCUUGCCCUCCCACCCAUUCCGCCCACCACUCUGCCCAUCCUCGAUCCUCGUCAUUUUACUUCAUCACACCAUCAUGCCCGGUAGCUUAGAAGGCCGAUAUAUCAGACUUGAAGUCAUCGGCGGAAAAAAUCUUCAAGUCCCCUCCGAGCGCAUUCCCGCAGGCAUUUACAUAUCCACCAAUGUCGACUCCCGGAGACGCUGGAAAUCGGCUAUCAGUGUCUUAUCAUCUGAUGAAUCUGCAUCGUGGGGCCACACUGUGACUCUAUCAUCCCAUGCCUCACCUGCAUUAUCGAUAGAGAUCUGGGCGUCCUAUGAGGUCGGUCGAAUGCUAGGCAAUGGAGAGGUCAUUGGUAAACUUCAAACGUCGUGGGAUGAGCUACUCAAUCAUGGAGAUGAACUUUUCAUUUUGUCCUUCCCACCCGUUCGUGGUGUCCACCCUUCCCUCACGCUUAAGGCCGCCGUUGUACAUACUUGCGACAAUCAGGACGGUGCACUGUCUGAUUCCCUCGUAGAUUGCGAGAUCGCUCGAGACACAGAUGCGGGCCACGCACAAUUUGCCGCAUACAUGACGAGCGAGACGGUCUCUCACCUGAACGAUGCAGUGCAGCAUUUUCAGUUGGUUGUGGACCAGUGUCCGGUCAGCCAUCCUGACCACGCAACAGCCCUCACCAACCUUGCGUAUGCGCGCCUUCGAGGGUAUGUUCGCAACGAUCUUCAAGACAUUGAUACCACCACUUCCCUGUUCCGCGAAGCCCUUGCAUUGCGUCCGCAGGGCCAUCCCGAUCAUCCAUUAUCUCUAUAUAAUCUCACCGUCGCGCUGACUUGGCGCCACAACAAGAAAAGUACCGCUGCCGACAUCCGCGAAGCCGCCAAACUGUAUCAUGAGCUACUGCCUCUCUGUCCAGAGGGCACCUACCUUCGGAGCAUCGUGGCAGGGGCAAACGGUGUCGAUUAUGUGAUCUGCGGAUGCAACAAUCUUCCAGAAGACACAUCUGAUGAAGGCAUCCACCUUCGACGAGUCAUCCUCGAGCUCUGUCCUCUGGGCCAUCAACGCCGUCCAAAAGCACUUUACGCGCUUUUACAAUCACUCCACACACGCUUUAUACAAUAUGGCAGCAUCGAUGAUCUAGAUGAGAGCAUAAGACUCGGUCGUGAAGCCGUUUCUCUGCUUCCCGAGGGACAUCCUGGGCGUGAUAGCUACUUGAAUGAGUUGGCUUUCUCACUCGAAGACCGCUUCAAUCACCAAGGCAAAGCUAAUGACCUCGAUGAGGCCAUCUCUUUGUACAAAGAAGCGCUGCGCCUGUGCCCUGUUGGACACGAACCCCGUGAUACCUCAUUGGACAACCUAGGGCUUGCCCUCCUCAGCCGUUUCAACAAACAUGGCAACAUUGAUGACAUCACCCAAGCUAUCAGCCUCCAUCUCGAGGCACUGACAUUGCGCCCACCUGGGCAUCCAGAUCGUGAUACCACGCUUAACAACCUUGGCCUCGCGCUCGACACCAGAUACAACAAAUUGCAUGUCAUUGAUGAUCUUAAUGAGGCUAUUGAUCGGUAUCGCGAAUCCCUUCGGUUAAAGCGGCAUGACCAUCCAGAGCGCCAUAAAUUUCUUUCCAAUUUGAGCGCGUCGCUCUGCUCUCGUUUCACGCAAACUCGGGAUAAUGAAGAUAUCGAGGAGGCCAUUAAUCUCUGCCGAGAGUCAUUGGCGGCUCUGUCUUCGCUGCACCCGGACAGAUGGUUCAGCUACACAUGGCUGAAGGAAGCCUAUUUAGCUCGUUACCGGAUUCUACACGACCCUGAUGAUUUAUCGCUCGCGGUGGACAACUUCAGACUCGCAUCGGGACAUCCUACACAAGGAUUUCCUCGGCGUAUCAGACAGGCUAUUGGCUGGGCUCGCCAAGCGGAAGUCUAUCAACACGAAUCUGCCCUCGAAGCAUACCAAAUGUGCUUUGAGCUUUUCGACAGCCACGUGAUGACGCGAUCGUCAAUUAUCUCACGGCGUGAGGCUGCAACCGCUUUUCGUGGUGCACAGUUGCUACCAGUAGAUGCAGCCUCAUGUGCCAUACGUCGUGACAAUCUACGACAGGCAGUUGAACUCGUGGAGCAGGGCCGUGGCCAGCAGUGGUCGCUAGCUUCCCGACUCAAGACUCCAGUUGAAGACCUUGAGUCAGCAAAUCCGAACCUGGCGCACAAUUAUUUGGAGCUGAGCAAGCGCGUUUCCAAUGCCGCACAGAGUUCUGCAACCAUCACGGACAGAGCUGCUGCUGAUCGGGCAGCAACCAAGUACAGGAAGCUUAUGGAGCAGUGGGAAGCUGCAGUGGCUGAAAUCCGUAAUCUUCAAGCGUUCUCGCGGUUCCUGCUCCCACCUUCCUACGAAGAUUUGCAAGCGGCAGCGCGCCAGGGCCCUGUCAUCAUCCUCAUUGCCAGUCAAUAUUCGUGCAGCGCUAUCAUCGUCCCGACGUCAGGAGAGCCUAGUCAUGUUCCCUUGCCGUCUGUCACUCUCGUAGAUCUGAACAAUCUCAAGGAGCGUUUCGCCAGGGCCAUACGACACGCAUCUAUCAUGGGCCCAAAGGUGCCGCGGAACGAUCUAAUAGUACUCUUGCGGACAGUAUGGAAAGAGAUCAUGCUACCCAUAGUCAACGUACUCGAGCAUGUCCUUGAGCUAAAGCACGGUUCUCGAAUCUGGCUGUGUCCAACUGCAGCUUUCACGUCUAUUCCUCUCCAUGCAGCUCACCCCUUUCAAACGAACGCAGAUCGCUCUAAAGAGCCAUGCCUGGAGGAUCUCUACAUCUGCUCUUACACGCCGACACUUUCGGCUCUGGUCAGAUCUAGACAGAUGAUGAAGAAGCGUGUUGCUCCAUCCUUCGUGACAAUCGGACAGAGUCAACCGGGUGCAGGGAAAGGCAAGGCGCUCUUGACCGUUGACAGCGAGCUCGAGCUUGUCCGUAAGCUCGUCCCGGCGAUGGCCAACCGUACCACCAUUUCUGGUGAUGCAGCCACACGAGCAGGUGCACUUGAAGCUUUGGAAGAGAACACCUGGGUGCACCUCGCUUGCCAUGGCAAGCAGGAUUCUACUCAGCCUUACAAUUCCCACUUCGUCAUGAGAGAUGAACAUCUGACGCUGCUUGAUAUCAUGGAGAAACAUAUUCCGCAUGCUGAGUUCGCAUUCUUAUCCGCUUGUCACACCGCCGUCGGCGAUAAGGAGACGCCCGACGAAGUGAUUCACCUUGCAGCUGGUCUCCAGUUUUCGGGGUUCAAGAGCGUCAUUGGCACGCUGUGGGAGGUCGACGAUGCUGUUGCAAAACACGUUGUCAAAGCGUUCUACGAGAAUUUGUUCGCUGAUAUGGAGGAUGGUCGUGUCAUGGACUGUACGAAGGCGGCCUGGGCACUCAACCGUGCUACGCACACUGUGAAGACGAAAGUGCCGCUUGAGCAGAGGAUGGUUUUCAUUCAUAUCGGUGUGUAGU
Suillus subalutaceus is the source of this 3793-nucleotide messenger RNA. RefSeq names its product CHAT domain-containing protein. Gene Ontology annotation, molecular function: protein binding. The record is from RefSeq and is a predicted model, not a curated record. The coding region runs from base 403 to 3792 and encodes 1129 amino acids. The transcript is spliced from 5 exons. NCBI's taxonomy places the organism in Eukaryota, Fungi, Basidiomycota, Agaricomycetes, Boletales, Suillaceae.